Lindgomyces ingoldianus is the source of this 1558-nucleotide messenger RNA. RefSeq lists its product as uncharacterized. Gene Ontology annotation, molecular function: transmembrane transporter activity. NCBI's taxonomy places the organism in Eukaryota, Fungi, Ascomycota, Dothideomycetes, Pleosporales, Lindgomycetaceae. The transcript is spliced from 5 exons. The coding region runs from base 1 to 1449 and encodes 482 amino acids. The record is from RefSeq and is a predicted model, not a curated record. Gene Ontology annotation, biological process: transmembrane transport.
AUGAUUGUUGCCCAGAUGGAGUCCACUGUUACGAGCACGGCCGUAAUUACUAUCACCAAUGAUCUAGGCGGCUAUCUGCAAAGCUCAUGGAUGCUUACAGCAUACUGGCUGACUUCUGGCGGCAUUAUCAUGUUUCGAUGGCUUCAGGGAAUUGGAGGCUGCGGCAUCCUCGCCCUUAGCCAACUAGUUUUCGUCGAACUUGUACCGCCUGCAAAGUAUCCUAAGUACAUCGGCAUUGUUUCGAUCGCAAUGACAGCACCUCUCGUACUCGGACCACUUGUAGGAGGUGGCGUUUCGUUAUCUGGAGAUUGGAGAUGGAUAUUCCUGAUAAAUGUCCCCGUGGGUGUGAUUGUAAUGCUUAUCGUGCUUAUCGUCUUCCCACAGCGCUUAAGGCGGGAACCAAAGAACCAACGCGGACCAUUUUCGAUCCAUUUUCUUCGAAGAAUCGAUUUUCUGGGGUGCAUGCUCCUACUUGGAACGUGCUUGCUCUUGACAACAGGGCUGCAGCAAGCUGCACGAGGCUACGAUUUUGACUCGGCCUUUGUGCUACCGCUGCUUAUCUGCUCCUGUCCUUUCUUCAUUGCUUUCCUCGUGUCGCAAUGGUUCAUCACAACACGUCGGAGUACUCCUGAGCCAGUAUUGCCAUGGCGCUUCUUUCAGAGUCGCAUCUGUGCUGCCGUUAUACUAAUCACACUGUUGAACGGGGGGGUCCUAUCGAUAUGCGUCGUUCAAAUACCUCAACGUUUCAUGACAGUCAACGGCACGUCACCGUUUGCAGCUGCAGCAAAGUUGCUGGCCUUUGGUGCGUUCGUCAUCUUUGGCACAAUUAUUGCAGUGCCUGCAAUGGACCGACCACAUGUACAGCCAUCUCUCAUCAUGGCCGCUGGCGUCUGCCUUGAAAUUAUUGGCACCACCGUGCUCUCUCAGGCCUCAAGCGACUAUCGCAUUAGGGGAGCGCAGUAUGGUUGCCAGGCUCUCAUUGGAACGGGCAUUGGCUUCAUUGUCUCUGCAGUCAUGAUGCUUAUCAAAAGCAAUUUCGAAGAGCGUGACUUUGCCGUUGCUACAGCAGCCCAGUCACAGUUCCGCACUCUCGGAGGCUUGAUCGGAGUAUCUAUUGGUACCACGAUUACGAAUAGGUCUUUGGAGCCAAAAAUCCGCUCGAUUCUCCCUCCGCCAAUGGCUGCACUUCUGUUGGAAAGAACAGAAGCCUUAAGCAUGCUUUCUGGCGAUGCCCUAGCCCGUGUUCGCGUUGCCUUCGGCACCUCGUACAACAAACAGAUGUAUCUAGCGAUCGGCCUUGCAGCUGCAUGCUUGCCUAUUGCAGCAAUGGCAUGGAUAACGACACCGACUGCAAUGACACCCCGGACCUCUGAUGACGCAGAGAAGUCAGCUAUCAUAGAUUCACUUGUCGCCGAGCAAUCACCACCAGCUGCUGAGACUGAUCGCUGAGCAUCCAAGACAUGAUACAUUGUUGGGAUUUGAUACGAGUCUCAAACUAAUCUUAAAGGAAAAGAUUGUUUACCAAGGUCAUGGACCGGAUAGCUAGCUUCCUUGUUUG